AUGUCCAAAAGAACAUCAUACGAACGCUCUGAACUCGGGCAUACGACUCUCAAACGCGCGAAACGAGUAGAUAAUAAUCUUCCCUACGAUCAAGUUCAAGAAGCCCUCGGUGCACAAGAGGAAAUCAAGGUUGUGACAAAGGUAGCGCAUUGGUUUCGUCCAAAAGAUCUCCGCAUUCAAGAUAACACCGCGCUGCAUCAUGCUUCCGAGCUUGCCCAAAGUGCGAGGAAGCCUCUCGUGUGUUUUUACGUCAAUUGCGCUGCAGACGAGUCGUGGCAUGGGACUAGCUCUGCAAGGGUCGACUUCAUGUGCGAGGGAUUGCGCAUCAUGCAGAAAGAGCUCAAGGAAUUGAACAUACCGCUAGUCUUCCUAGAGUGCGAGGAUAGGAAGAAGAUCGUACAGACAGCAGUGGAUUGGAUGAAAAAGUGGGAGAUUUCACACGUGUUUGGCAACUUGGAGUACGAGAUUGAUGAGAUGCGGAGGGAUUUGAAACUCUGCCAAACAGCUGGGGAUGGUAUUCAAGUCUCAUUGUACCAUGACCAGACCGUUGUCGAGCCUGGUACAAUGCUUACAGGCGCUGGGACACCCAUGAAAGUCUUUACACCCUUCUUCAAAGCGUGGCUCGAGAGGCUGAAAGACGAGCCGGAAUUGCUUGACACUAACCCUUCACCUACCGCAAAUGCUCCCUCUGCGAAGAAGGAGCUAAAAAGUCUCUUCGAUACAGCCGUGCCCCAGCCUGCAAAAGACAAGCAAUUCGAGUCGGAAGAAGACAAGAAGAGGAUACGGAAGCUGUGGCCUGUCGGUCACGAUGCAGCAGCACAACGAAUGGAUGCGUUCCUAAAGCAAAUUGACCACUACGCCGCUACACGCUCAAAUUCUGCCGCAAAUAGCACGUCACGCAUGUCUGCCUACUUUAGUGCGGGCAUGUUCUCCGUACGCGAAGCACUGCAGAAAGUUGUAGAUUACAAUCGCGGCAGUACCGAUUUUACCGAAGCCAAGGCAUCCAAUGGCGUCUACGGUUGGGUCCGAGAGAUUGUUUUCAGAGAACUCUACAGACAGACAACCAUGACUACACCACACACCUCCAUGAACCUCCCACAGAAUCUCAAAUUCGACGCAGUAGAGUGGGAAGACGACCAAGCAGGCUGGGAGAAAUGGUAUGAAGGCAAUACAGGCGUUCCCUUUGUAGACGCUAGCAUAAUGUAG
Messenger RNA from Alternaria hordeiaustralica, 1206 nucleotides. RefSeq lists its product as uncharacterized. The transcript has a single exon. Bases 1 to 1206 code for a protein of 401 amino acids. Gene Ontology annotation, cellular component: cytoplasm; nucleus. NCBI's taxonomy places the organism in Eukaryota, Fungi, Ascomycota, Dothideomycetes, Pleosporales, Pleosporaceae. Gene Ontology annotation, biological process: entrainment of circadian clock by photoperiod; circadian regulation of gene expression. Gene Ontology annotation, molecular function: DNA binding; FAD binding. The record is from RefSeq and is a predicted model, not a curated record.